Messenger RNA from Cheilinus undulatus (humphead wrasse), 4922 nucleotides. RefSeq names its product protein MTSS 2-like. The record is from RefSeq and is a predicted model, not a curated record. Lineage: Eukaryota; Metazoa; Chordata; Actinopteri; Labriformes; Labridae. The coding region runs from base 576 to 2894 and encodes 772 amino acids. Gene Ontology annotation, cellular component: actin cytoskeleton; cytoplasmic side of plasma membrane. The transcript is spliced from 15 exons. Gene Ontology annotation, biological process: plasma membrane organization; cell projection assembly. Gene Ontology annotation, molecular function: phospholipid binding; actin binding.
UUUACAUCUCUGUCAUUGUUCACUGAAACACAGGAUUCACUUUUGUUUGCAUGGGGGAGGAAGGAGGGGGGAGGAGGGGGUGUUCCUCCUUGUCUCCUCCUCCUCACCCUCUUUAUUGAAGAAAAAAAACUUGUCCAGCCCCCUUUCCCAUUCCCAUGGAUCGUGUUUCGGGAGACUCCUGGCUCAGACAUCUGCUGCUAACAACAGAGCGACCCCCCCUCCUCCUCCUGGUGCCCUCUACCCCACACUGGAGCUCUCUCCUCUAACUCGGUGAUCAUGACCAGCCUCGGUGCAUGUGCCCUCCACGUUCCCCGGCUCUGAACGCGCUCCUGCUCCAUCCCUCCAGCGUCCCCCGGUGCCACCGAGAGAGCAGCACAUUUCUUUUUGUGUGUCCGCUCCUCGGGCAGCAGGCUGCGGGCUCAGGCUGCUCAUCCUCCCCGCUGACCUCGACUCUUUUUACCCAGAGAGGACGAGGAAGGACAAAGAUCUCCAUGUCUGGUGUUUGAACCGCUCCGGUGACCGGAUUUCUCCUUUGAUUUUUCUUUCUGCGCGCUUCUGUGUUUGUUUGUGACACCAUGGAGUCCGUGGAGAAGGAGUGUGGAGCGCUGGGUGGAUUAUUCCAGGCCAUCGUCAACGACAUGAAGAGCUCGUACCCUGUAUGGGAAGACUUCAGUGCCAAGGCCACGAAGCUGCACUCUCAGCUCAGGACCACUAUUCUGGCAGCUGUGGCCUUCUUAGAUGCCUUUCAGAAGGUGGCAGACAUGGCGACCAACUCCAGAGGUGCCACCAGAGACGUCGGCUCAGCUCUGACCAGGAUGUGUAUGAGACACCGCAGCAUUGAGGCGAAACUACGCCACUUCACCAAUGCUCUUAUGGAGGGUCUGGUGACACCGCUGCAGGACAGAAUAGAGGAGUGGAAGAAGACGGCGAACCAGCUAGACAAAGACCACGCCAAAGAAUACAAGCGGUCCCGUCAGGAAAUCAAGAGGAAGUCUUUAGACACCAUAAAGCUGCAGAAGAAGGCCAGAAAAGGCCGGGGGAACUUGCGCCCCCAGCUGGACAGCGCCAUGCAGGACGUGACCGACCUUUACCUGCUGAUGGAGGAAACCGAGAAGCAGGCGGUGCGAAGAGCCCUCCUGGAAGAGAGGGGGCGCUACUGUACAUUCAUCAACCUGCUGCAGCCUGUGGUGAAUGUGGAGAUCGCCAUGCUGGGAGAGAUCACUCACCUACAGGCCAUCGUUGAUGACCUCACUGUUCUGACUGAAGACCCGCACAAGCUGCCACCAGCCAGCGAGCAGGUGAUUCGAGACCUGAAAGGCUCUGACUUCAGCUGGUCCUAUCAGACCCCCCCUUCCUCCCCCAGCAGCACCGGAUCCAGGAAGAGCAGCAUGUGCAGUCUCCUUCAGAUGCCCUCAGCAGGAGCUCAUCGGCUCAGCAGCGUCUCCUCCCACGACUCAGGCUUUGUCUCCCAGGACGCCAACACCCACUCCAAGCCUCCGUCGCCCAUGCCCUCUGACAUCACCAGCCAGAAAUCAACCAGCUCUGCCUCCUCGGAGGCUUCAGAAACCUGCCAGUCUGUCAGCGAGUGCAACUCUCCUACAGCGUUUGGCUCAUGCUCAUCCUUCGGUACCUUUCGCCCUGCUUUCUCUCACACUGGCACCAUCAGGCCUCUCUCUGUCAUACUUCCUGCGUCCCCCACAUUUAACCACUCCCCUGGAUCCAACACCCCCUCACCCACAUCAAAGGUUCCUAGCUGGAAGGACUCGGCCAAAAUGACUCCCUGUGAGCCGUCAUUGGCCAGCACUCUGCAUCGUAGGAGGGAGUCUAUGGAAAAGAUGAGAGAACUUGAAGCUCCGCCCAGUCCACUGGGGUAUUCUGGGAUGCAACCAGAUGAUCCACAGCGGGCGAGAAUGGGCCCAGGAACCAUUGCAGCCAAGCACGGCGAGCCGCUCUCUCCAGCAGCCAGCACUCUAGCCAUGGUUCUGACCAGAGGGUUGAGUAUGGAGCAGCAGAAGAGCAGCAGAGACUCUCUGCAGUACUCCAGUGGAUACAGCACCCAGACCAACACCCCGUCCUGCUCUGAGGACACCAUCCCCUCCCAGGGUUCUGAUUAUGAGUGCUACUCUCUGAAUGGGGACGCUGACAGUGAAGGACAGGCAGACUUUGACAAGUCCUCUACCAUCCCCCGGCACAGUAACAUCGCUCAGAGCUACCGCCGCAUGAUCCAAACCAAGAGGCCGGCCAGCACAGCAGGUCUGCCUGCGGGAAAGACCCUGCAGGGAACUCCCAACGGCUCAGGGGGGAGCAGCCCUGGAACCAUUACCUCUGGGACAGCUACCAUCCGCAGAACACCAUCCUCCAAAACCGGAGUGAGACGCACACCCUCUACAUCUGGGCCCAUUCCAAUCCGGCCCCCUAUUGUGCCAGUUAAAACCCCCACAGUGCCAGAUUCUCCGGGGUAUGGCAGCCCGUCUCAGCAGCGUGCAGGCAGUGAGGAGUUUCUCUACGGUGACGACCCAGCGGCUGGUGACUACAUGAAAGUGUCUCCAAAGCGGAUGAGCCUCCCUGACAACACCUGGGGAGCAGACAGGACUGGUUACCCCCAGCAGGUCCAAGGCAUGGUUGCCCACAGUGUUGAGGAGGACCCUCUGCUGGCUGCAAACCGCCACAGCCUGGUGGAAAAGAUAGGAGAGCUGGUGGCGAGCGCCCACGCCCUGGGUGAGGGUCAUUUCCCCUUUAGCAGCUCUCUGCCGGGGGAUUCGGCUCCGUAUACGCCCCCGGAGCUGUCCUCUGAGACUCAGGAGGACAGGGAUAUGUUGGUGUCGAUACGCCGCGGGGUGAAGCUCCGUAAGACAGUGACUGACGACAGGUCGGCUCCCAGGAUCCAGCGGUAGCUGACGGAGAGGAAGCAGCUGCUGUGCUCUUAUUUCAGACUGAAGCUUUGUAGUGAAUUGCAGCAGCACUCAUGUGAGCGGAGAACUGAGGUACAACGAACAAACCAUGGAUGAAAGUUCAGAGUGAUGAGUGGCCAUGGACUCUGUCGUCUUUUCAUGUUAUGUAUGUAUUAUGUAUGUGCAAAGUAAUCAACUUUUUUGGUUCUUAUUCUUCUCUUUUGUUUAGUUUUUGUCUUUGUCAGUACGUUUACACACAGGCAGAAAAAGUCGAGUUAUGUGUUAGUCUGACUAAACUCUAAAAAUCCAUGUCAACAUUUAAGUCUGACUGAAACUGAAGCAGGUCAGACUAGCAUACCGGACUGAUGCAAUUCGAGUUCCUCUUGUAUUAUCCUACAAGACUGGAUUAGGGUUCUGACCAUGCUCCACAGCUUCUGAGCAUGCUGCACAGCCUCUAAGCAUGCUCCACAGCCUGUGAGCAUCUGAGCACGUUCCGCAGCCUCUGAGCAUGCUCCACAGCCUCUAAGAAUGCUCUGCAGUCUCCGAGCAUGCUCCACAGUCUCUGACCAUGCUCUACAGCCUCUGAGCAUGCUCUGCAGCCUCUGAGCAUUCUCUGAGCAUGCUCUACAGUCUCUGAGCAUGCUCCACAGCCUUCAAAGUGGUCUACUCUUUAUAUUAUUGUAAAAAAUCUAUUUAAAAAUUAGUUAAAUUAAAAGUAAAAUGUAGUUAUUGAGUAAGAUUUUUCCUUAAAUGUAAAAAAAAAAAAAAAAACCCUCCCUAAAAUGUAAACUUGAACACGAUGCCACCAGGUUUAGUCGGGGUUUUCAGGCUCUGACGCUGUGAUUUUGGGGCUCACAGGCUGAAAAGUUUGGGGACCCCUGGAUUAGAAAACAGUGGUUGCAGGGCAAUUUAACGCUAUUGCGUUGCAUUUUGUGCUUUAAAAAUAAAUAAAUAAAUAAAUAAACGCAUGAUUUAUGCCAUGUUUUUCAUUUUAAAUGAAGAUGUAGUGUGAAAGAAGAGCUCAGUGACUUUGGGCUCACUGAGCUUGGGUGGCAUGCUCAUGUGUGGGAAACUCUGGCAAGGUCAACUGGAGCCAAGUGUAACAGUAACACUCUGAACAAGCUUAGGCUUACUGCCAUUAAGGAAAGGAGAGUUGAUCAUACCUUAACGGAUAAAUCAAUUCUCCCACUGUACCUGUACACCAGGACAAGGACAGUCGUAGGAAUGCAUGCGAUGUAUGCAUGCAUGUGGACUAAUUCAUAGCAUUUUAUCACUUCAAGCCCAUAGCUAAAUGCUGCAGCUGUGCUCGAUGGCUGCUACCAUAAUGUUCUCUAAUCCGAAUCAAAGAAAGUAGACUAACAGCAAUAGGAACAGUGCAGUUUUGCACUAUUUUGAUCUAAAAUUGGGGAUCAAGUUAUGAGUUGCUGUGUCAGGUUAUACUCUGGUGUAGCUGGUGUAGAGAUAAACUUUAGCUUCAUCCUGCAGACCAACUUCACAUUAUUUAUUAACUGGUGCUGUUAUCAUGUCUUAAAGAAGUAGCGCUAAUUUUGACUGUUUUGUUUUUAAUGUUUCUGAUUUUUUUGCAUUUAAUUCAUCUUUGAACAUCACCAUAAAUAAUCCAGUGAAACAUCCAAACAGAGCUCGACUCUACCCUGCAUGUAAACGUACUGACCACCUCUGCUCCCACCGUGACCGGUCGUUUCGGCCCAGUUUGUCCCGUUAGCCCCGCUGUUGUCACUGCUGUAGGGAUCGGAUGCUCGUUGUCUUUGUUAUGCUCUUAUGAUUAUUCUAUUAUUGUGUGUUUCUGGUUAACACAGCCUCCUGUCAGUGCAAAGCGAUGGGUGUGGUGCUCUGUGAGCCUGUCUGUAUGUUGUUUUCAUCAUUACUGUCUAAGUACCGUGUUACUGUUUGGUUCCAUACGCUGGACAGCAGCUGUGUAAGUCCUGUAAAAUAGGAGCAAUAUGGCAGUGUUUUUAUUGCUGUACUGUACUGUCAAUAUAUUCUGCAAUUAAAGAGGCUUUUUACUCUUCA